Molecule: messenger RNA, 1102 nt
Organism: Cucurbita moschata (crookneck pumpkin)
Lineage: Eukaryota; Viridiplantae; Streptophyta; Magnoliopsida; Cucurbitales; Cucurbitaceae
Product: non-classical arabinogalactan protein 30-like
Exons: 2
Coding region: 74-967 (297 amino acids)
Source: RefSeq, a predicted model, not a curated record
UUUCCACAAGCCGCUAUAUAUUUUUGCUCCUAUAAUCUGAAAUUGUCGUCCUUCGGAUUCUAAAUUCCAACCCAUGGAUUUCGCUCUCUCUAAAUCGUUCUUUUUUCUCCUCUCCUUCGCCAUUUUCGCCGUCUCCACCGCCGAAGACGUCACGGCGGCGGAAACACUCGCAACGUCCCCUCACCACUACGCCGCCGUGCCACCGGCGCAACCACCUGCUCACCACCACUACCAUCAUCACCACGCUCCAAAACCGGCACCAGUUUCUCCUCCAACCCACUUACCUGUUCACCCUCCGGCUCAACCGCCUAGCCACAACCACCACCACCACCAUGUCCACAGCCAGCCUCCGGUUCACCCGCCGGUGCAUAAUGCACCUUCUCACCACCUUCCUCCAACCCACUUGCCUGUUCACCCUCCGGUGCACCCACCGGUAAAUAAUGCACCAUCUCACCACCUCCCUCCGACCAAAGCGCUGGCUCCCGGCCACGAACACCACCGUGACGUCCGCCCAUUGCUGCCUCCAGCUCACUCCCCGUCUCCAAUGUACCCUCCGAAGCCUCGGUUGCUGAGGAGCUUCAUUUCCGUUCAAGGGGUUGUUUAUUGCAAGUCCUGUAAAUAUGCCGGAGUUGACACUCUUAACGGCGCUACUCCCGUCGCUGGUGCGAGCGUGAAGCUAAUUUGCCAGAACACCAAGCACCCGCUGGUCCAAACCGCCACCACCGACAACAACGGCUAUUUCUUCAUCAAUGCACCAAAGGCCAUCACCAGCUACGCCUUCCACAAAUGCAAGGUCCUUCUCGGCUCCUCCCCAGUCGCCGCCUGCAGCAAACCCUCCGCCCUCCACGGUGGCGCUGCUGGAGCCGCCCUCAAGCCUCAGAAGUCCUACAUCGAUGCCAACAAGCUCCCCUUCGUCCUUUACUCCGUCGGCCCUUUUGCCUUCGAACCCACUUGCCCUCAUCAUUAAUGUUUCUGUACGACAGAGACACGGCUUUCUUCAUCACUGUUCUGUGUUCUGUUUUUAUGUCUUCAAACGAUGUCGUUGCCUGUGCUUGUUGCUGUUGUUGUUCAGUUCUAAUAUUUAAAUUAAAUGCUUUGUUUU